GUGCUGCAUCUUUCAGGAAAGUUGCCUCUUCAACCUACUACAGGGCUUAACAGAGGACAAAAUGUAUUCGUUUGCAUGGAUGAAUGGACAGCACCAACAAGCUGGACCAACCUCACAGUCUUCACAAGCUGCUACUCUGCUUACCCGUGACACAAUGAGGAAUCAGCAAAAUGGGACAGCAAAUAACUCCUGUCUGUACAGGACAGUGACAGUGGGAGUCCAACCACCACAAACUGCUCAUUUCACCUUUCCAGAUGGAGCUUACUCUAAGACACAGAGGUCAAAUUGGCGAACCUCAGCAGUUCCUCAUCAGGCAGUUUCUUCCCAGCAGCCAGCUGGAGGGAAGAAUAAGGAUUACUAUCCGAAUGUUUUAUAUAGCAAUAGCCUCAACUCAACUAAUAUGCAAAGUGGAUACCCUUGUUUGCCGGUCACUAAUGGAUUUCAGGAUGCGACUAAGUAUGAUUUUAAUCAGAACUCUGCUCAGAAUUCAAAAACCCAGAUUCCACCCAAAAUGAUGAAUACAUACAUUCGGCAAGACAUGUCAGCACAUCAUGGGAAACAAUCAAUAAGGACGUGGGAUGGUAACGUUGUGUCUGAUCUCCAACAUUCUAGGGUCCAGAAAAGCUUGCAUCAAAAUGGGAAUGGAAAGCUGAAUAAACCCUACCUUGCAUACAUUACAACAGCUACCUCACUUCCACGUCAAAAGGCAGUUUGCACCAGGACAUUAAUGUCUUCCCCUGCACACAACAGACAGGCUGCUCAUACCCAAACUCACAUACAAAAUUUCACACAGCAUGGAUUCUCUCCUUCCAAUCCUUCAACAAGACAUAGUACAGCUGUCUCUCAGUCUUUCGGAAACAACAGCCUUACAACAAACUCAUCAUUAAUUAGACAGAUUAGGCACGAUCCCUGCAUGAAGCAGAAAACUCAACAACACUCAGGUCAACUCAACUCAGAACAUAACAAUGGGGGAGAGGCAACCUCCUCUCUUAACUCAAACUCAAAUAGCUGCAAGUAUGAAACUAGCUGUUUCUUGCAAAAAACAAAUGAGCUUCCCUUAAAUUUUGCUACUGAUGCACGACAGCAAAUGCUCAGCAGCUCAGCUGCUCAAGUGAUUGCAAGAAAUGCGGACAGUCUACAUAAGUCAUACCCUGCUGGCUCAGAUGAUCAACAUCCAGUGCAUACUAGUUCACCAUACAUAGGGAAGCAGUUUGUCAGUGAGGUCAGAAUGACAGAGUGCAGUCAAACUAUGAAACCUGUGACAUCAACUGUUACUGAGAGUUAUAACUCAAAUAACACCCAGCUCUUACCGCUCCCUUCUGGGCAAUCUUUGCCUAACACAACCCAGGGUGUAAUGUCAAGAACACAGCACAUUGUAAAUGCACUACCUCCGCAAACCUCUGCACCAGUUGUCUUCUAUGUCACAACAGCAGAUGGAAAUGGAAAAGGAAGUAAGACAGGCAAUGCAUUUUCUCCUGAAAAUAACAGCAUCUCAAAAAAAAAUCUAGUUGGUUCUUCAAGAGGUGCAUCUCAGCUGAUGCAAAUGCCUGAGAACAAUUCACCACAGAGGACUGACACUCAAUCAUCGGUAGUAGACAAUCGUGAAAUGCUUGAGGUACUUGAAAUGCUCUCAUCGGUCAAACACAUUGACAGCUCCAAUCAUUCAUCUCCUGGUCGCACAGGCACGAGAGCUGUUGCUGUUGUGCAACCAUUGUCACAAGACCGCUACCAGGUUGCAAACAAGCAUACCUCUUCUAACACCAUCAAUCAAUUGAGUGAGUACACUGCAACAGAUAAAUCUUUGAGUAACCCUGAAAAAUUUAUUUCACCAGCUGUAGCGGAAAACAGAAAAGCUGCAAAUUUGAAAGAGGGAUUUCAGAUUUACCCAGAAAACCCAAAUCAAAUGAGGUCCAACAAAUCUAUAAUCAGGCAUUCAGCAGCAUCCAAUGAUGGCACUGUUGUUUCAUCUUCAGAUUCAGCUGGGUCUCAAUACUUUUCACAAAAACAGUUAUGUGCUGAUGACAAAGGAUCUGAACAGACUAUCAAAUUGCAAGUAGACCAGCAUGUUGCACCAGCUGCUCAACAAUCAAGAAACUCUGAGGUACCAUUAAGCCAAAAUGCCAAUAUGGACAAAAGUGAGAUGCCAGCAGUUCCGAAGGCCUGUUUUUUUGACCUGUCCUCAAUCCCAACAAGCCCAUGGAAAGCUGUCGCAUUAAUUAACUUGAUACAGGAUGCCGAAAAAGCCCAGAUGGAGUUACAAAAUUUCACAAAGUUUUCUUCUCAAAGCAAAUUAUUAAGCAUGUUUUGGGUUGGCAACAUCAAAAUGUUGGUAUGUAAGCUCAAGACAGGCUGGUACAAGGAUUUAAUCACUGAUGUUAAAAAUUUCCUUAGCAAACAUGUAACAUCAGACUCUGUCAUACUAUCACAAGUUAAAAAUAGCUCUUGGGAGCAACUGGAAAGCUACCAUGUCCUCAAAGAUAAUGAAGUUUAUUCAGAACUGCCGUACAGAUCAUCAUGGUUGAAUGUCAAUGAGCAGUUAGAUGACAUUGAUAAAGAGUUUGGCUUUCCAUGGUCUUUUAGGUAUUGUCUGCAAACGCUUGAGAGUGGCAGCCAGCCAGAUCCAGUUGGGACAGUUAGCAGCAUUCCUGCAGAAAUAGUAAGUGAGGUGCCAAAGAAAGUCUUGUCACAAACAGAGUGUGAAGACAAACAAGCGUCAACUAUUGAAAGUACUUCAUCUCAAACUUCCUCUCCUCUUCGUCGUCCAGAAAGUGCAGAUUGCAGUGAUCCAUAUUACUCAUUUGAAAUCCAAGUUUUGCCUCCAGAAGAGGCCAAAAUUAUCUUUGGGCAAGUACAAACACAAAGUAAGAUAAAACAGAGUAUGGACAUGGACAGUCCGCCAGAGAAAGUCAUGAAGAGUUCUGUGGAGGAUGAACUUCCUGACUUAAGACAUGUCACAUUGAGUGACUCAGAACUGGAGAACAAGGUAGUCUCUCCAAUUGAACAAGUUUGCUGCAUUGCAAGGUGGAUGGAAAAAAUUGUUGGGUCAGACACCCCUUCUCUGAGUAAAUGCCAGUGCAAGAAGGAGCAAAGUCAUAAAGACUGUACUGACAGGACACUUGAUAAGGAAGAGACGACAGUACAAAACAACGAUAAACUGUGUGCAAUCAGAUCUGAAAGUAAAUUCCACUCUGCCAUAAAAGGAGAGAAUCAAGUCAAGGCUGGGGAGAACACUGACAAUCAAAUUAUAACAUGUAGUUGGUCUGAUUUGUGGAAUGAUAUCAGUGUAACUAUUGAUUUAACUGAAGAUGACGAGAAACCUCACUCACAUUCUGACAAAGAAACAAAGAAUAUUUCCCACAUAAGCAUUAAUGAUAGCCAGUCAAGCAUUAUACUCAAAAGUGAAAGCGAAGAUGAAUAUCUCUCCAGCAGUGAAAGUGAAAUUCCCAACCAGAUCCCAGAAUUUGGCAUUCCGAUGUCAGACCCUGAAGAGGAGUAUGUACAAGAUCAGCUGAUAACAGCAGGAAGUAGUCAGUCAAGCAGUUCAGACAAUACUAAGAAAGAAAUCAAAAAGGUCUUCAACAGUGAAGUUGCAAGCCAUAUGCCAGACCCUGAAGAGCAUUGUGCACAAGGUCAGUUGACAUCUACAGAUGUGGAAGAGUCAUCAUUUGAAACAAACGAAGAAAAAACUCAAAUUAGUGCAUCAGCUGCCCUCCAGAAAACUUCCAGUCUAAGUGGUAAAAAUGAAACUUUUGAAAGAAAGAGGAAAACACCAAGCAGUCAUGAACACACUAAUCCAUUCCUGAAGAAAUUAAAGAAAUGCAAACCUUCUGUUAAUCUGGAUUCAGAGCCUAUCUUCAAGGGUGCAAAAUGUGAGACGGUUUUUGUCGAUGCUACUGAUAAUGAACCUUCAUCCUCAAACUAUAGAACUGUAGAAUUGGUGCUGUUUGGCUCAGCACGUCAACGGAAGUGUGUUUUAAAUAGCGACAGAAAGAUCCAUGUUUCAUCGCCAGCAUCUUCAUCUGAUGCAGUACAGAGGCCUCCAGAAGUUCUCUUUGUGAAUCUCAAUCCCUCGAGGAGAAAGUCCAGUAUUCCUACAAAUGAAUAUUCAUACAAACGAGUGAUUUAUGAAAAAUGGUGGAGAAGUUAUUUGCCAACUACAAUUAGGCGCAGAAGGAAACUGAAAACACCAGAGUCUACUUUUGCUUCUUUAUCCGGGGUGAGUCUCAAGAAAGCUGAAAUGGCUGGCUCAGCCAACACCAAGGAGCUGGCAGUUUCCUCUGAAAUGAAAGACUGGAAUGGAAAUACCAAGCGCUACCUGAGGAGGAGGAGGAGGAGGAGGGAAUCUCUCUCUAACAGACUAAGACUUGGAGAGGAGAAUACAAGGAAAGAUGCGGUUACACUCAAACGGCCUGAUCAAAAGAGAAGUAACACUGAAAACGGAAGCCAUGCUGUCACACCUCUCAAGGGGAACAAUGUCUUGAGGUUCAGUGUGUUACCCAACACGUUCAACUUUGUAGAUGGAUCCAAUGGGAGAAAGGAAACCACUGAUCCCAUGUCAGAUAACUCUGACCUUGUUGAAGUAAAGGACAAGAGCCCCAGUAAAUCUAUGACAAGGACAAGAGGUACAUGGUAUUCACGUCCUGAGAAGACGUAUUGUCUUCUACGCUCACCUCCUGUCCCCAAAACCUCCAGCCUCUUCAAAGAGUUUCAGAGGAAAUUCAUGGAGAAGACACAGCCAUCCACAGAUAAAUAACAUGACAAGCAGAUGAUUCGCUGGCAACAAAGAAAUUUGAGAAAUGUAUUUCCUUUCUUGUUUUUGUACUGUGCAUUCAAGGAGUAAAUUGAGGUUUCGCCAUUUUGUUUAUAUUGGAUUUUAACAUUCUGUCAAGCAAGCUAUUACUGUAUAAGAUCACGUGUUCUCAUCUCUUUACAUAAAAUUUGCAGUUUACAUUGUCUGUACAAACUUUAACAUCAUUCACUUUAUGUACAAUUCCUAAUGUCUCGCAAAAGUAUUUCAUGCAAAAAUGUAACUUGAAGACAGACUGUAAACUGUAUAUUUCAGCUACAUAUUUGUAUUUUUCUACAUUAAGAAAAUUUUGUUAAAUUUUGUAUAUUUUAUACAUACUUUUUUAAGGGAUAAUAAAUGUGCUCUAAUUUUUUUAUGUACUUUUCAAAGUGCAGUUUUAUUUUUGACAUUAAAUUUCUUAUUAAAAUCACACAAAGCAUCCUUAAAUUGUUGCACAGCUUAGUAGGUGAAUAUGAGCUGCCUGGUGGCUAGUUCAAAACUGACAUUUGUCAUUUGUAUGUGUUCGUUCGAACUCUGAAUGGGAGUAAGGAAUGUGGUGGGAAAUGUCUUGGCUCAUAUCUACACAAAUAAUGGCGCUAUUUGCAGCUGUUCUUAUUACUGAUGUGUAAAUAAAUUCAUCUGUCUACAAUUUU
Xiphias gladius (swordfish) is the source of this 5439-nucleotide messenger RNA. RefSeq lists its product as uncharacterized. Lineage: Eukaryota; Metazoa; Chordata; Actinopteri; Istiophoriformes; Xiphiidae. The record is from RefSeq and is a predicted model, not a curated record. Bases 62 to 4753 code for a protein of 1563 amino acids. The transcript is spliced from 4 exons.